This is a messenger RNA of Enterobius vermicularis (human pinworm), 336 nucleotides long. Lineage: Eukaryota; Metazoa; Nematoda; Chromadorea; Rhabditida; Oxyuridae. The record is from the annotation of a GenBank genome assembly.
AUGCCAGAUAAGGAAACUGAUGAGCAUGAACAAAGCAAUGGCGAGGAAAGCAAUAAUACGACUAUUAAGAGUAAACAUGACCGUGCAAAUGCUGCAGAUCUCGAAAAGGUAACGGAUUUUCAAGAGGAAAGUGACAGUGUGAAAGGCGUAUCGAGAGAAAAGUUGGAUAGUUUAAUUAGUGGUGCUCAAGUAACGAAAAAGAAAGUUGUUGUGAAGAAGGAGGAUAUUCAACUGAUAGUCGAUGAAUUAGAACUUCCAAGGGCCCGGGCUGAAAAGAAAUUAAUAAAGCAUGAUGGAGACGUCAUGUUAGCUUUAAAGGAUCUCAUGGGUUUCUAG